AAAGGGAAGACGCAGCGCUCGCGACGUUACGUAGCUGCCAUUUUGUGUCACCGGGUGCAAAGAAACCAAUCUGGAAAAAGCGCUGGCGUUAAUAUUUUCGUUAUUUCAGAGUAACAUUAAUACGGCGGAUCAGCAUCGUGCACCCAAAUUUAAAUCCGCAUGAUGUCUGGAGACAUGGCCACGGAUCAUGUAAACGGGAAUGGUACGGAGGAGCCAAUGGACACUACAGCAGCGGUGACCCACUCAGAACAUUUCCAGGCUUUAUUGGAGGCUGGUUUACCCCAGCAAGUCGCUGAGAAGCUGGAUGAACUUUAUGUAGCAGGCCUGGUAGCACAUAGUGACCUCGAUGAAAGAGCCAUCGAAGCGCUGAAAGAAUUCAAUGAGGAGGGAGCGCUGCAAGUUCUGGUCCAGUUCAAAGAGAGCGACCUAUCACACGUACAAAACAAAAGUGCCUUUCUCUGUGGAGUUAUGAAGACUUACAGGCAAAGAGAAAAACAAGGGACUAAAGUUUCACCCGUCAGUAAAGGACCUGAUGAGACUAAAAUCAAAGAACUCCUGGACAGAACCAGCUACACCCUCGACGUAACAACAGGUCAGCGAAAGUAUGGCGGACCCCCACCUGAGUCUGUGUACUCAGGCCCCCAGCCGACCGUUGGAACGGAGAUAUUUGUUGGGAAGAUUCCUCGCGACCUGUUUGAAGAUGAGCUGGUUCCUCUCUUUGAGAAGGCUGGGUCUAUCUGGGACUUGCGGCUAAUGAUGGACCCCCUGAGCAGCCUGAACCGGGGCUACGCCUUCAUCACGUUCUGCACUAAAGAAGCGGCCCAGGAGGCGGUGAAGCUGUAUAACAAUCAUGAGAUUCGGCCAGGCAAGCACAUCGGUGUUUGUAUAUCUGUUGCCAACAACAGGCUAUUUGUUGGCUCCAUUCCUAAGAGUAAGACGAAGGAGCAGAUCGUUGAGGAGUUUUCUAAGGUCACAGAGGGCCUCAGUGAUGUUAUACUGUACCAUCAACCCGAUGACAAGAAGAAGAACCGGGGCUUCUGCUUCCUGGAGUAUGAAGAUCACAAAACAGCUGCUCAGGCACGCCGGCGGCUGAUGAGCGGGAAGGUGAAGGUCUGGGGAAACCUGGUGACGGUGGAGUGGGCCGACCCCAUCGAGGACCCCGACCCGGAAGUUAUGGCCAAGGUCAAAGUUUUAUUUGUAAGGAACCUUGCUAACGGUGUUACAGAGGAAAUCCUGGAGAAGUCCUUCAGCCAGUUUGGAAAACUGGAACGAGUUAAGAAGCUCAAAGACUACGCCUUCAUUCACUUUGAGGAGCGGGACGGUGCAGUGAAGGCAUUGGAAGAAAUGAACGGGAAGGAGCUGGAGGGAGAGCCCAUUGAGAUAGUUUUUGCCAAACCACCAGAUCAGAAGAGGAAAGAACGGAAAGCCCAGAGACAAGCAGCUAAAACACAAAUGUAUGACGACUAUUACUACUACCCUCCGCCUCCCCACAUGCCUCCUCCUGUCAGAGGCCGGGGCCGGGGCGGUAGCCGGGGCGGCUACGCCUACACGCCUGACUACUACGGUUACGACGACUACUAUGACUACUACGGCUAUGACUAUCACAACUACCGCGGCGGUUACGACGACCCCUACUACGGCUACGACGACUUCCAGGCACCGGGUCGAGGACGGGGAGGCAGCCGGGGCGCUCGGGGCGGAGCCUCGCCGGCCAGAGGACGCGGCGUUGCCGGGGCACCCAGAGGCAGGGCCAACUUCUCACAACGUGGCGGGCCCGGACCAGGUCGCGGCGGGCGAGGAGCAAGAGGAGGCCUGCAGCCAAGAGGGCGAGGAGGGGUACGUGGUGCGCGGGGUGGCCGCGGUGGAAAUGUAGGAGGAAAGCGCAAAGCUGAUGGGUACAACCAGCCAGAUUCCAAGCGUCGCCAGACCAAUAAUCAGAACUGGGGCUCUCAACCCAUUGCUCAGCAACCGCUCCAAGGUGGUGAUCAUUCUGCAGGGGAAAGGGGUCGAGGCCGGUCCUGAUGCGUUGCUAUGAAGACGGACCAGCGUACGGCGUUGCACGCUGCAGGCUGCCCGUGGAGGGAAUGGUAAGGUCACCUGACUCUGUGGUCCAAUGACAUUCCAGCCUUCUCGAUGAGCAGAUCUGCUCUACGUUUGAGGAUAAUUAGAAGAGCAAAACUUUUUUUUUUUUUUUUUUAGAGUUUAUAAGCCCCCCCCCCUUUUGCCCAAAUCCAGAUCAGCCAUGUGAGACAUGCUGAGCAGGAGUUGAUGACUGACAUCCUUCCGGAUAAAGCUUUGCACUUUGUAAAAACUUUGUAAUGGUUUUUGUUUUUUAAGUUCUGUUUUGUGACUAAGCGAAGAACUGAAACGGCGUGGAGGAGCGGCGAGCUGGCGACCGAGGCCAGGCUUUCCAGCUGAUCGGUCCGUUAACUACCUCAGUUUCACACCAGCUGGCCCGUUUUGUACUUGAGGAAACUGAGGCAGGGAUCGACCUCCUUCCCCACCCGACUCCACCUCAGAAGUUUGCACAGGCGACGAUAACGGCACUUCACGAACUGCUUCAGUUCUCUAGAAACUGCUCCUCUCGAAGCGAGCCUGAACAAGCUGAUUUACCUGCUGCUGAGAAAUCCCAACACCUGGCAACCGCCGCCAUCCUUCAUCGUCCUUAAUGGGACAGCUGUCUCCAUAUUUGUUUUUGUCUCCACCGAUUAAUGACGUCUUCUGUAACGGUCACGACGUCUCAUGAAGCUGCCUUUUUGUUUUAGAAAUGGAAAGUAAAUCCUCCAGGUCUUAAAGUUUCAGAAUGUACCUGAACGCAGCGUUGCAGAGAGCAGGAUUGUACCUGAACAGACUGAAUAUCAUGCAAACCGAUGUAACUGGUGUCAUUUCUCUUUCUGUGUAAGCUAUACUGGAAAAUGAUGUUCUCUGUUGCAUUGAUGUGGGAGACGAGCGAGGAGCCUACGAGACGCCAGGAAGUGAGCGGGCUUUCACGUUGUAGUUUGAAAAGUAAAAACCUGAAGAAGAAGUCUGCUCAUGUUCUCCGUUUGCCUGCCUGUUUUAUCAUAUGUCCGUUAAAUCUGUAAAAGCCAGCCAGGAACUGUGUAGACCAGCAGUUUGGAUUGACUCGUGUUUGCCUCCGUAGUUAGCUCAGAAAUCUGGUUUGGCUUUUACUGACUGUUUUAAGCAACAGCAGAGCUCAUGGCUCAGGAAUAAGACUGUUUUUUCUAUAUCUGAACAUAGGAAUUCACAAGGUCUUUUUAUUUUAUUUAAUGCAUUCAAGUUCCUGCACCCACAACGGGGCCGUUAGACGAAUUAUUCUCUGCAGACUGAAACUGUUUUCAUGAAAGGCAUUGUGGGAAUUUUAGGAACAUGAAAUGGGCUCUUUGAGCUUGUUGGAAAUGGGAUGUUUUAAUGGUGACAGGAUGUGAUGUUGGAUUUUAAACGCUUUAAAGACAUUUUCAUUUGUGCGUUUUAGUCUCUGGCUUUUUGUGACAUUUUGCCAGGAAACACGAGGCGUGUUUAACUUCUCCGUUCAGAGGGUUGUGCAGCUUGUUCAUCUUUAUACCAGUUUGUGGACAAGAGGCAGUUUUUUUAACUAUUGACUCUAUUGGAUCUCCAAUGUUAAGGGUCAGUUUUUACUUUUAUUUUUUCCCUCUAACGUGUGUUUGCAAACUUGCAAAUGAAAUGUUUUAUACUGCACAGUGAGGUGAGUUAAACCUAUUUUUCUAAUAAAGUUAUCGACUCCCA
Molecule: messenger RNA, 3747 nt
Organism: Melanotaenia boesemani (Boeseman's rainbowfish)
Lineage: Eukaryota; Metazoa; Chordata; Actinopteri; Atheriniformes; Melanotaeniidae
Product: heterogeneous nuclear ribonucleoprotein Q
Exons: 11
Coding region: 160-2022 (620 amino acids)
Biological process (GO): CRD-mediated mRNA stabilization
Cellular component (GO): nucleus; ribonucleoprotein complex; CRD-mediated mRNA stability complex
Molecular function (GO): mRNA 5'-UTR binding
Source: RefSeq, a predicted model, not a curated record